AUGUUACUAGUAGGCGUGAUUCUGCGCAUCGGGUUGGCUGCGCUGUUUCCGUCGCUGCCCCAAUUCCUGAGUGCCCAGGUUGAGCUUAGCACACCGGUAUCAUCGUUCAGCCGGCUGCAAGAAGGAGUCUAUCUGUACAAACAUCUGUCUUCUCCGUACCAGGGCAAUGUGUUCUUCCAAUCACCGCUGUUACUGAGUUUGUUUUCUGUGCUGCCAGUUCAAAACUCGUUCUAUGUGAGUGUUUUUUAUGCGCUUGUUGACGGCUGGACCGCUUACAAUCUUGCAAAAAUCGCAAAAGCUCGGCCGAUCACCUCGUUCUCGCCGAACACCAUUGCCCUGCUCUACCUCAUGAACCCGUUUUCAAUGCUCGGCGGGCUGGCGAGAUCAACGCUAAUCUUUACAAACUGGGCGAUUGUUGCAUCCGUCCAAGCCGCCAUCGCGGCGAGACCUAUCAAAAGUGUUGUGCUCAUCGCUCUCGCGUCGUGCCUCUCACUGUACCCGCUUUACCUUGUGUUACCUAUAUUUUCACUCUGCCUACAAAACAGUUACCGGUACUCGUUCCGGUCUAUGGUACUGGCGCUGAUCGGCUCGAUCGGUGCCUUUUCGGCCCUCGGCUAUUUACCGCUCCAAUCCUGGAACUUCCUCGACAAGCAGUAUCUUACAAGCUUGCUAUUUCGUGACCUUUCUCAACCCAAUUUAGGUGUAUGGUGGUACUACUUCAUCGAGAUGUUUGCCCCAUUUAGGCCUUUUUUCGUAGGGGUGUUCCAGCUUUUCUUGGGCUCGUUCCCCGUCGGCCUGACCAUUCGCUUCCCGCACGAGCCGCUGUUCGUUAUCAGCGCAGUAGUCGGCUUGCUGGCCAUCUUCAAACCGUAUCCUGAGGUUGCAGACAUUGGCUUGUUUUUGACUCUGCUCGCGUUGAACAAACGAGUGGUUGGCCUCAUGCGCUAUCGCCUGGUCGUGAUUCUUGGCCUGCUCUACGUCAGUGCUUUGGCUCCGACCUUCUACAAUCUUUGGGUCUACCGCGGCUCGGGCAAUGCCAACUUCUUCUAUGCCAUCACGCUUGUUUACACGCUAACGGUAGCGCUGGCGCUUUCAGAUGCGAUCUGGGCAGCUGUUCGCCUCGACUACGACGGCGGCAGGGGCCGCAACCUCAUGCAACUGUGA
Messenger RNA from Wickerhamiella sorbophila, 1164 nucleotides. RefSeq names its product GPI transamidase component GAB1. The transcript has a single exon. The record is from RefSeq and is a predicted model, not a curated record. Lineage: Eukaryota; Fungi; Ascomycota; Dipodascomycetes; Dipodascales; Trichomonascaceae. Gene Ontology annotation, cellular component: GPI-anchor transamidase complex; membrane. Bases 1 to 1164 code for a protein of 387 amino acids. Gene Ontology annotation, biological process: protein localization to cell surface; attachment of GPI anchor to protein.